AUGGCAAAAACACCAAUCUCUCUUCUUCUCUUAAGACGCCUAACGCUCACUUCCCAAAACCCUAAACCCUCACCAGUCUCUCUCCUCCUCUUCAACAACUUUUACCUUAAACCCUACUCAACCACCACAACUGCUAUCCCGACUGAGCAACCAAAACCCAGCUCUCUCUCAGCUCGAAUGAGCUUUGUCUUUGAUCAAAUUGAUGCCAUUGAACGUGAACGUUCUGAAAAACACCAAACCCUUCAAAAAAUCCGUGCUUGGCGCCAAUCCAAAGACACCCCACUACAAGAACAGCAAGAGCAAAACCCAGAAACCGUUACUACCCAAAGCCCAGAACUUGUUGGGACUCAAAGCCCAGAAAUUAUUCACUCUCAAAAUGAAAAAUUGGAAUUUCGGGCAACGGCUAGUGGUGAUUUGGUUGAUUUUGAAGAGUCUGAUUUGAUAGAGUUGAAGAGGAAGGAAGUGGAGUUGGUGCAUCCAUGGCCAGAGUGGAUAAAUUUGAUGGAGAGAUUGGUGCAACAGAAUUACUUUGAUCAUAGAAGGAAAGUUGCGGACAAUACGGUAGAAAGUUUGGGGCUUGAUGUUUCUGGGGUUGGGAAUGAUAGUGACGGUGAUGGUGUUGCGAUUGAUUUUAAUGAUUUCAGGACUGUACAGACUGCUUGUGUUAACUUUGGCAAAGAUCGGUUUGAUAUCUUCAGGUCAUUGUCGAGACAGGAUAUUCAAAUUUUGGUAGGUUAUGGAUGCCCAAGUGUGGACAAGAAGGUUGUUUUCUCUUCAAAGCUUUUGAGGAAGCAUGUCCACCUUGAUGAAGGGGAUGUCUGUAGUAACUGCAGUUUGAGGACCUCAUGUGAAAGAGGAUAUCUACUAACAAAUAAAGAGGAUGAGGCACGGACUAUUGAUCUUAUGAGAGUUCUUUUAGCUUAUGUUGGCUGCAGUUCCAAUAGAUCCAAAUCUCCCCCUCCUGUGAUUAAAAGGACUCCACCAAAAGUGAAGCAACCUCCUCCUACACCCAAGAAACGAGUCGGACGUGAUGACAUUGAGAUGAAAAAGGGGGAUUGGCUGUGUCCCAAGUGUGACUUCAUGAAUUUUGCCAAGAAUGCAGUGUGCUUACAAUGUGAUGCGAAGCGGCCCAAGAGACAGUUGCUUCCAGGAGAAUGGGAAUGCCCAGAGUGUAACUUCUUAAAUUAUAGGAGAAACUUGGCAUGUUUCCAUUGUGAUUGCAAGCGUCCCCCUGAUGCAUUUAUGGAAAAUAAAAUGGAAGAAAGGCAGUAUGGUAGCAGAACAAGGUCGGAGAAGAUUGUCAGCCGCUCAGAAGUUUCUAAUGCCUGGAAUUUUGACUUUGAUGACAAUGAAUCAGAUGGGGCAGAUGUCGCUGCUUUUGAGUAUGCAGAUUCUGCAGCAAGGGUUGAGGACUCACCUCUGGAGAGUCAAGCUCAGGAAGGAAAUUUUGGAUGGAAUGCAGACGGUUUCAAUGGAGCCAGAAGAAUUUCAAGGGUUCAUGAAACAGAAUAUUCUGAUCCCGAGCGUGAAGGAUUUGGAAGGGGGUUUGAUGAUUUUGAUGAUGAAGAUGAUAUUGACAGUUACGAACUAGAUACCCAAAAUGAUAAACCUGCAUGGAAGGCUUCUCGAAACAAUUUUUCUGAUCAAGGGAUUUCUGAAUUGGAAGAAGGUGGAGGUUCUGAUGACAAUUUGGGCACCCGACUCAGGACCAGUCCUGUUAAGCCAUCAAAGCCCAAGCGUCAAAGAGCAGCUUUCUCUGGCUCUGAUGAGGACGAACUGGAUAUCGAUUCAGAUGAAGAGCACUCAGUUCAUCCGAAAUGGAAAUCAAGUCAUGUUGCUGAUGUUAGACACAAAAAUAGAGGUAGAGGUCCAGCACGUCCUUCCAAGAGAUUAAGUUUUGGGUCAGAUGAAGAAGUUGAGCUUGAUUCUGAUAUGGAUGAUGAUUUUGGCUCCAGCCAGAGGAAACAGAGCAGAAAGGGUUCUGGUAGAAGGAAUUUUGAGAGAAAUUAUGAUAGGGAAGAUGCUUCCUUUUGUGGUUCAGAAUCUGAUGGAAAUGAUUGGCGUCCUUGGAGAAAUAGGUCGGGAGGUAAUAAAAUGGAAUCUGGUGGAAGAGGUAACAAUUUUAGGGGUCGUGAUUCUGACUUUGUGAGAGACAGUGAGAUGAGAUUGAAGGGCAAGAUGGGUGAUAGAAGAAAGUCUUGGGGUGAUGAUUUUGAUAGACCAUCGCCUGAUCCCCAUGGUAAAAAUAGAGGAUUUAGAGGCAAUAACCAUUCUGGGUGGAAAAUGAAUGAUGCAGGUGGUGAUAGAAGGAAGUCUUGGAGUGAUGAUUUUGAUAGAUCAUCACCUGUUCCCCAUGGUAAAAAUAGAGGAUUUAGAGGCAAUGACCAUUCUGGGUGGAAAAUGAAUGAUGCUGGUGGUGAUUCACGGAGUUUUAAUGGACCAAAACGAGAAAGAUUUGGAAAACGGCAAGGAGGAAGGUCGCGUGAAAACAAUAUGGACAUGGAUCCUGGUGGAUUUAGAAAUAGUCGACGUGUUAUUGAAAGGUAA
Messenger RNA from Dovyalis caffra, 2547 nucleotides. The record is from the annotation of a GenBank genome assembly. Lineage: Eukaryota; Viridiplantae; Streptophyta; Magnoliopsida; Malpighiales; Salicaceae.